Messenger RNA from Ceratosolen solmsi marchali, 5825 nucleotides. Its product is annotated as E3 ubiquitin-protein ligase MYCBP2-like. The transcript has 22 exons. The record is from RefSeq and is a predicted model, not a curated record. Gene Ontology annotation, molecular function: ubiquitin protein ligase activity. The coding region runs from base 594 to 5825 and encodes 1743 amino acids. Gene Ontology annotation, biological process: regulation of synaptic assembly at neuromuscular junction; axon guidance. Gene Ontology annotation, cellular component: plasma membrane; nucleus. NCBI's taxonomy places the organism in Eukaryota, Metazoa, Arthropoda, Insecta, Hymenoptera, Agaonidae.
AUAAAAUUAAAAGGAAAGAUAAAAAAAAGGUUGAUUUUAGCGGAGAAGUGAUUUGUACUGGUCCACCUGAAAUAGAAGUUUCUAGUAAUGCGUCUACGUUUGCUGUUUUUGCCAGUGUAAGGGGUGCCGUUUUAGAGAAACAUGCCAGACGUAUAAACGAAGCUUACAGAGCUCCAAAUUGUACUUCACCUGUACCUCCAGAAUUCAGCGACAGCAUUAUUUCUGAGAGCGAUGAUGAAGAUCGAGUAUUAACAACGCAAAGCUUACCAAAGAUUGUUGGAAUAGGUCUAAGAAGCGUCUUCACUUUAUUGAGAGAAAGUCGAGCAGUGGAGCCAGUGUUAUGUACUAAAGCUCUUAGCGCUCUGUUGGACGUAUUACAAGGACAAUUACCCGAGGGCUUAAAAGCUGAGCCCAAUGAAGCUAUUGAUCCUUUAUUUGAUUUACUUUUGGACCUCGCAACUUCACAUGGUCCUGAGUCAUCGGCACCUAAUGAUGGAAGUCACUUAACAGCAGUCGCUUGCGCUUGUUUACUUAGUUUAGUUGUCGUUCGUGGAGAUACAAGUAGACUUUUAUCAACGAUAGCAGCUUUAUUAAUGAGUCCAAGAGCACUCGCCAUACAGAAUAUUCAGAUGCCUAUUGUACUUACUUCUCUUCAAAGAAGUAUACAUGCAGUUCUGCUUGGAAAACUUGCUCGGCCAGAUUGGAUAACUCAUGGUGUUCCUAAAACGUCUAAGAUUUAUACCUCUACGCUUAAAUUACCAAAUGAAAUAAAUAAUUUAAGUUUGAACGGACGAAGCUUCAUUAGCGACGGCAAAUACUUGUACCUACAUACCAAUUGUGGUUUAUUUAAAAUUGGUAAUGGCCACGGUGGUACAAUAUGGGGUCACAUUUAUGCUCAUAAGCCAGACUUUUAUCCAUUAGAAACAGGAUGGAUUGGUUAUGCAAAUAGUUCCUUAUAUUUUAAAUGUGCUCCUAAGAAGCAAUGCGAGCUAAUGAUAUUAGACGCUGAUACAUUAGCAAUAAGAGGGAUCGCUGUUUUAGAGGGAAAAGAUUGGUUAUCAUCCCUUAUGUUUUCAGAUGGUGAAAAUUUAGGAAUGAUAACUGCCGGUAAAGAUGAGGGCUUUGUUGUUCGUACAAUAAAUACUUUGAGCAAUCCAGUCACCGUCACAUCAGAACUUCCUCUAAAACUAGCAAGGAAGUGUGUAGAUGUAUUUGGAUAUGCAUCAUUUGACGAAGAUCAGGCUUCUUAUAUUUUAAAUCCUCGCUGCGAUGAUGAAAUAGCAUAUGUAGCUGCUGGGAAGGAAUUCAUGCUAUUGCGAACGGUUUCUGGUAAAUUAUUAUACAGCGGAAAGGGAAGAUGCAUUGGAAUGAGGAAUAACAUAAGAUCCAAUAGGUGGUUAGAAGUUGCCAUAGGAAAGAAGUACAAAGUUACGAAUUUCGCGGUUGGACACGAGGGUCAACACGCUAUUCUGAUUCUCGAGGAUGGAUCUGUGCUUUUCGCUGGUACUGCUAGACGCGGCGAAGAUGGAGACAGUAAUAAAGUUAGACAACAACCAAAGCCAAGCAAACCAAAGAAAAUGCAAAAAGUGGAGGGUCAAUUUAUAGUGAAAGCUGCGUGUAAUAAUGGCUCUACCGCUUUAGUAACGAAAGAGGGUUCCUUAAUAAUGUUUGGCAAGGAUACGCUGUAUAGUGAUGAAACUACUGGAUUGGUUCCGGAUCUUAAAGAUGUUUGCGUUGUUAAUGUUGCUCUGGGAAAGGCGCAUGCCGCUAUUUUAACAAAUAAGGGCCAGCUGUAUACGUUCGGAAUAAAUAACAGAGGACAGUGCGGUAGAGAUUUUUCAACUAUACAUUCGAUAAAUAAGGAUAUUAGUGUUACGGCUAUGGAAACCGGCAUGACCGAGGAUGAUGCCAUUGGUAUUGAAAAUGAUGGCAAAGAGGCUGGCGAAGAAUGGGACGAAGAUAAAAGAAUACGAGUGGAUGAGAUGUGUUCUCCAGGUGAACAUCAAUGGAGACAUCGAGCUUGUAUGAUUUGCACUGUAUGUCGCGAAUGUACAGGUUACAGCAAAUCAUGUCUCAGUAGUAUAAGACCGGGAAGGAAUCCUGGACAAGAAUGUGGUUGCGGCGAGGGUGACAGUGGCUGCGUGGAGUGUGGGUGUUGUCGAAUCUGUGCUGGAAAAGUGUGUGAUAACGAAGGAGAAAUGCCAAUACUGCGUGCACCUGCAGCUUAUGGUACUUCUCAAGUAUCGAAAUUGGUUAUUCGUGAGAUCCUUAGAAAACGUUUAGCAGAGAAAAAACAAAAGCAAUGGAAAGGGCAAAAUAACCAACGAAACAUACAUGUAGCCGGCCCGAUUGUCGUGGUGCAAAAAUGUGUACCACCCAAAGGAGCGGGGGAGGCAGGAGCCUCGGGCUCGGGUGCGGCUGCGGCGGGUAACGUCCACGUGGUUGCCGCGGAAGAAGCCGUCGCUGGGGACAGCAGUGACAUCGAGCGUGGCGAUACUACGCGGGUGGCAAGCAUAUCACCCGCCCGAGUACCGAUUCCCAGCGACAGUCCCGUGGUCCAGGUGUGUUGCGGACUCCAUCACACGGUCGUUCUCCUGCAGAGCGGCGAGGUCUUCACAUUUGGCAGCAAUAUUUACGGGCAGCUGGGUGUCGGCAAUCUGGUCGCCCAAGCUGGACCGCUGCUGGUAAAAAUACCCGGCACCGCUGUCCAGAUCGCCGCCGGAAGCAAUCACACGGCUGUACUUACGGCCAAGGGGGAGGUCUACGCUUUUGGUGCCUAUCAAAAAGGCCAGUUAGGUAUGAACUGGUGGAACGAUCAACAGCAGCAGCAGCAACAUAAUCGCGAUAACGAGCGCUCGCAACCCUGGCACAGUUUUCCGAAUAUUGUACCGAAUAUCGGGCCACGUUGGGGCAGAAAAGCUACGUGGAUCAGUGCUUCCGGAGAUCAGACUUACAUUAAGGUUGACGAGAUCAACAGCAUCAGUCUGACACGAAGUACAGUCAUGGCUAACAAGAACUGUAUAAUCGUACUACCUAAUUACACCGAACACAGAAACUCGUUCAAGUGCCUCGUGAUUAACAAACGCGAUGGCUUAUGCAAUAGCUUUAGUGGUACCGAUCAAGUUGAUUUCAAUCAGUGUGCUACAUGUUUGGAUCCGCUGUACAAUGUCAUUUGGGCCUUCAACCCCUCGAACAACGAAAUCACCUAUUACAAUGUGAUAUCAACCGAAGCGAGAACGAUUCCGAAUCUGGAGGUAUCGAUCUUGAGCCCCGGUUUGGCCCUACCGGUAGUUCCCAAUUGUUACGUGACGAGGUCUCAGGCAGCUAUGCAUUUACUCGCGUGUCUGGAUACUCUUACCCAGGCACAGGACGAGAAGUUUGUGAUCGUCGAGGGUAGCGAUAAUAAUCCAUCGUCUAAUGAAAAAGUUUACAGUAGAGAGGAUUUUGCCACGGUGUCAAGAUUCGAGAAGCACGGGGGUGGAUGGGGAUAUUUGGGACAAUCUAUCGAGGCCAUAAGAUUUAUGUCUGAUACGGACAUUUUAUUGGGUGGCUAUGGACUAUUCGGUGGUCGAGGUGAAUACACAGCAAAAAUCAAGCUCUUCGACAUCGGAUUAGAAGGUGGCGAGGAAGAAAUUGAUGGCGAGCUUCUUGCCGAAACCGAUCAGAUUCCGUACGAGUGCGAGCCUCGGCAAACGUAUUCCAUACUUUUUAACGAGCCCGUAGCCCUUCAAGCCAAUCGCUGGUACGUUGCCUGGGCAAAGGUCAGCGGCCCUUCGAGCGACUGUGGCUCGGGAGGCCACGAAAUGGUCACCGCCGAUGAUCAGGUCGUAUUUUACUUCAAGACCUCGAAAGAGGCCAACAAUGGCAGUGACGUGAAUGCUGGACAAAUUCCUCAGCUGCUGUACAGAGUGAUUACUCCGGAGAAUCAAAAUUAUAGUCGUAAGAAGGAUCAGGAGGAGGCAGUGUACAUACUGAAAAAGGAGUUCAGCAGAACGGUUACGGAAGAGUGUUUUCACUCAUUGAUAUCAUUGUUGCAGUGGAGUUGGAAUACGUUAAAAGCCAAUAUGACCGAUACGAGUUUAUAUAUUGCGUCAUCACCCUCGUAUACAAUUGUCGAGAUGGACAGGCUGGUUUAUAUUAGUAAGGCAAGCUUGAGAUUAUUGAGAACCUACACCAAUGAGAUUUAUCCGAAUCAGACGAGUAAAAAGACUCCUUCAGAAUCGGUGAGAUUGGCCGAGUGCAUCGGUGAAAUCAGAGCUUUGUUGAGACAGAUUUUGUCAGACUCGGUGACCUCGAGUACGAAAGGCAAAACGAAGAUGAACAAGAAUUCAGCGACUCUGCGAAAUAAGCUGACAGGCGCCAUAUUGGAAGAAUGCUACAAGACAUUUGUCGCGUGCUAUCAUGCAUUUUAUCCAACAGCUUAUCUUAAAUGGACGUCUCUUUGUGAACUUUUGUCGGAGAUCGAUAAGGAGCAGGGUACAACCAGCAAGGACAGAUUGCUAUCCGCUGUUUUGGCCUCGCUUUGCAGUUCCUCGGUGCGCUUGCGCUGUACAUUCCCGAUCUUGAAUAACGUCAUGGACAAUAGCGAUAGCGUUAAGCGACAGUUAAGUCCAUCCGAUAAUGCCGAAUUACCGAUGCUGAACUCAAGCGAACCGCAUCAUUAUCCGAUUCUGGUGGAACAGAUUAGUUAUAAAUCGCAAAUUGAGAGUACUGGGAAGGAAAUUUUGAAUUGGUCAUUUCGCGAGGUGUUGGACAGAUUCACGCGGGUUAACCAAACAAGGUCCUGGAAUACUGGUAACGGCUCGCCCGAUGCCGUCUGCUUUUCCGUUGAUAGGCCGGGAAUCCUCAUUGCUGGAGUUGGGAUCUAUGGUGGUGCUGGUGUAUACGAUUACGAGCUCGACCUGUUGGAUGACCGUAACAGCACUGGAAACGAUCCUUCUCACACGCAGCAUUGGAGCAGUCUUGAUUUUACAAGAGGCUCCUUUGGUCCGGACGAUUGUAUUAAUGACGUAGUCGAAAUAAAAUUUGACAAGCCCAUUCCUAUUAAGGAAAAGAAUAAAUAUGCGAUAAGACUGAGAAGCAGAGGUGGCAGAACUAGUAACGGAGAUGGAGGAUUGCGAGUUGUCAAAGGUCCCGAUGGUACAUCAUUCAUUUUCUCAGCGUGUUCGUUAAGCUCAAAUGGUACUACACAAGCCAGGGGUCAAAUUCCACAUAUCCUGUAUUAUUCCAAUCCCAAAGACACUAACGAACAGCAUACGAGUAAAGCUAUUGCUGAAGUGCAGGCAAGAAAAUGCACUUUAGCAAUGACCGCCACUGUCGUUCAACGUGCUAAUGAUAUUUUAGCUCUCGCGAGAGAAAAAGCCGAUGACAUCGAUGUUAAUGAAAUUCUUGGUAGCGCGGCAUUUGUUACCACACUUCUACCAUUGACGACGGCGUACAUUAUUCCUUUAGCAGCAUCAGAUCCUCGAAGUGGCGUCCAAGUACUAACCCUGAUCCAAGAGAUGCUGCCGCACGUGACGGCUCUGAAUCUCAUUACGGGCAUGAAGUCCUCUCAAACGUCCCUCCAUCAACAAGACAAUGACGGGGCGACGCAGCAAACAGCCGGUACACAUUUUUCACCUCCAGCCACUACCACUAGUCAUUAUUAUACGUGGCUGGAGAGCGAUCACCCCUACAAAGCGGCAACGGUCUCCUAUUAUAAAGUCACCUUUCCCGAAACGGUUAAGUGGCUCACCGUGGAAUUCACCCCGGAUUGCGGCACCGCUCAGCCGGAGGACUAUCUGCAGCUUUACAUUCCGAACGUCGAUGCCAAUGGUGCAAAGUGA